CGUUUGAUUGACAGUCAUGGGAGGAUGCGUGGGGCGAGAGCGCGAGGAGUCACGCAGACGAGCCUCGAGGACGCAGAGGAAACGUGGAGGUCGUAAUGAGCCGCUGAAGAAAGACAAGCUGAAAUGGAAGAGCGAUUACCCCAUGACGGAGGGCCAGCUCCGCAGUAAGAGAGAUGAGUUUUGGGACACGGCUCCAGCGUUCGAGGGGCGCAAGGAGAUCUGGGAUGCCCUGAAAGCCGCCGCUGUGGCUCUGGAGUGUAACGAUCAUGAACUGGCUCAGGCUAUCGUGGACGGAGCCAACAUCACAUUACCACACGGAUCCCUGACCGAGUGUUACGACGAACUCGGCAACCGCUACCAGCUACCGGUUUAUUGCCUGGCCCCGCCUGUCAACCUGAUUACAGAAAGAAGUGAGGAAGACCUGUCGGACAACCCUGAGCCCCUGACGACGCAGAAGAAAGAGUUCCAGCUGAAGGUACGGCUCUCCACCGGCAAAGACCUGCGUCUGAACGCCAGCAUGACCGACACCAUCGGCUUGCUGAAAAAGCAGCUACAAGCUCAGGAGAGCAUUGAGCUGGCCCAUCAACGCUGGUUCUUCUCUGGAAAGCUCCUCACAGACAAGACCCGCCUGCAGGACACCAAGAUCCAGAAGGAUUUUGUUAUCCAGGUCAUCGUGAACCAGCCGACACCAAACAACUAAGACGGAGCGGACAGACUACAGAGGGAUAAAGGACCAAACCACAGCAGCUGAAAGAGCGUCGAACAAUAAAACGUUUUGCACAAAAAUGAAUCGAGACAGACAAGCGUCUUGAUCCUGCUGUUUUAAAAUGCUCCAUGAUUCACAGCGGGAAUGCAUCAAGCCCUCUCUGUAAUCGAAUGUCUGGAAAAACAAAUAAACCAAAUGCAACGGAUCGCAUCUGUACCGACUUGAGCAGAAGUGCCAACGUGAAUUUGGUAGCGAAGCACACUGAUUUGUGUCUCUUGACUAUGCAUAUCCUGCAAAAUACCUAUAUGAUCCUCUGAAAAUGAUCUCCCCUUUUAAGAUAAUUGAACUUGAGCUUCAUUUUGCACACUUGAGUAUCUUAGAAUAGUCGUGCCUUGAAAGAAGAGUAGAUGGUUCCUAAAUGCUGUUUUUAUUUCGCUUACGAGGCAUGUUCGGUCACUUUCACAUGCUUUGUAUCUUAUGACUGAUGUCUUUGAGCACAACACGGUGCUUUUUCUAUGCAAUCUCGAAACCGGAAAAAGACGCUGUGCUAAAAGGCUCGAGUGCACAAAGACGCAUUAAACGGACAGUGACGCGACAUCUUCAUCUGCUGACUCCGUGCCCUGUAGAUUACAAUCAUCUUGUAGAUGAAACCAUACUGCUGCCUCUUAAGGGAAGAUUGGACACACUAUCAGUUUAAUGGCUGUUCGACUUCCUCUUCCUCUUUUAUAGUGCUUUUAUGCUGUAAGCGCUCAGGCUGCAAUCAGUCAAUAUUGCUACUAUUUUGAGAGAUUAUAUUCUGUACUAUUCCAAUCUUUACCUUGCUUUUCUAAUAACUUGGAGUAAGACUUUUUACUGAUUCUUAAACAUUUAUCAGUGGCAUUACAAGGAUGUUAUAUUUUGAUUAUAAUUUACCACGAGCAUCACUUUAAGAAUGCAUUCUGUAACGGAGGUUAUCUGUAUUAGGCCUGUAACAUGUUCACAAACGUUCGGUCGUCAAUGUCCGUUCAGUUUAAUGCGGAUGCAAAAACGUUUCUUUUACUAAAGGUUUUCUGCUCCUGAUUAUAUCACCGUGUGACUCUCAGCGCACACCACACCGGUUAGAAACAGCUCGUUACCUCACUGGCAACUGUUCCUCAUUAGUCUUAAGUCUCCCGAGCGCUGGCGUGUUCAUUAUAUGUUUCUCUAGUAUCACGCCAUUCCUUCUACUCUGGGUUACUUUUCUUCUGUUGUUUUUGAGCAUUUUUUUCUUAUAAACAAAUACACAUUGGUGUAGAUAAACCUUUUUGGAUGAGAGAAAUCACAUUAAUUUAUCAUUGCAAACUCCAAAAGUUUCAGUCACUGUGCAAAUUGCAUCAUUUUGCAUUCAAGUAAUAUUCCAGGUUAAAUACAAGUUAAACUGUACCGAAACCUCUGUAUUUCACCGUAAUCUACCAAUUUCCAUAAUUAAUGAACUCCAUAAUUUAAUAUUUAUGCACUUGCAAUGUAAGUCCAUGUGGUACUUUCUUUGGUAAUAGACAGUAUGCAGUAGCUUAAAGGGAUAAUUCAGCACAAAAUUAAAAUUCUGUCAUUAUUUAC
Messenger RNA from Sinocyclocheilus rhinocerous, 2281 nucleotides. It is a transcript of the gene ubtd1b, whose product is annotated as ubiquitin domain containing 1b. NCBI's taxonomy places the organism in Eukaryota, Metazoa, Chordata, Actinopteri, Cypriniformes, Cyprinidae. The coding region runs from base 17 to 700 and encodes 227 amino acids. The record is from RefSeq and is a predicted model, not a curated record. Gene Ontology annotation, molecular function: protein binding. The transcript is spliced from 3 exons.